CCGCCUGGAAUCUGGAGGAUCUUUGUCAAUCCUCCUCAAGACAACGAAAGGAACAUCACGAUUAGCCUCACCUGUUGUUCUUGACAUUUUGGAGGGGAGAGUUUUGGACCAAGGCAAGGGGGUAAAGGGGGGUACAACCCUAUAUUCUGUCAUCUGUCUCGAUCGUUGGCUGAGCUAACAAUUUUGCCCUGUUGGACUAGCUUCAGGAGCGACUGAGACACGAAGAGGACAGCUGAAACGGGGAACACCCUGAAACUGCUUAUCAGGAAACUCUGCUGGCUGUGACAUCCAGAAGAAAAACCUUCAGAUUUUAGUGUUGUAUCUCAUCUGUAGUAUUUUCCUUGUGCAAGUAAGAAAUUCCCUAAAUUGCCACCAUGGCACUAAUGAAGGUCAAGUUUGACCUAAAAAAACGUGUAAAGCUAGCCCAGUUCCUAUGGCUGAUGUACUGGUUCUCUGUGAUGGCAGGCGUGCUGGUCUUCAGUAUGGGACUGUUCUUUAAGAUUGAGCUGCGUAAGCGCUCAGAGAUGAUGGACAACAAUGAGAGCCACUUUGUCCCUAACUUACUAAUCGGCGUGGGGCUGCUGGCUUGUGGGAUCAAUGCCAUGGGAGGCAAGAUCUGCUAUGACUCCCUGGACCCCUCUAAGUUCUCCAGGUGGAAGCCCAUGCUUAAACCCUUCUUGGUCUCCUGUGUGGGUUUCAACUGCCUCCUGGUGCUGACAGCUCUGCUUUGCUUCCUGAUGAGAAUCCCUCUACAGUUCACACUGUCUGAGGGCCUGAAGAACGCCCUGAAGUUCUACAAGGACACAGACACUCCAGGACACUGCUACAUGAAGAGAACCCUAGACCAGAUGCAGAUGGAGUUCCGUUGCUGCGGUAACAACAACUUUAGAGACUGGUUUGAGAUCCAGUGGGUCAGCAACCGCUACCUGGACUUCAGCGCCAAGGAAGUAAAAGAUCGUAUUGGUAGCAACGUGGAUGGGAAGUACCUGAUGGAUGCAGUUCCAUUCAGCUGCUGUAACCCCAGUUCCCCACGGCCCUGCAUCCAGUACCAGGUGACCAACAACACGGCCCACUACUCCUACGACCACUACACGGAGGACCUGAACAUCUGGAAACGGGGCUGUCGCGACGCACUUAUUUCCUACUAUGGAGGCAUGAUGAACACUAUAGGAGCCCUGGUUCUGCUGGUCACUGUUUUGGAGGUUGUCGUGAUGAUCGGCCUCCAGUAUGUAAACACCUCCCUGUCCAAUCUUGCCAACCCAGAGGACCCAGAGAGUGAAAGCGAAGGCUGGAUCCUGGAGAAGACAGUAAAGGAGACAUUUACUGACAUUAUGGCCAAGAUGAAAGCAAUGAGCAAGGGCAAUGCAGUGGAGGAGGGGGCAGUGGAAGGAGUCGCCACGGAGAGCUGAACAAGAGGCGAUGCACAAAACUGGGACCACUCUCACUUGAGAGAAGAGAAGGAGAAUGACCACCUACUUUGCACUUAUUACACAAAAUACACAAGUACGUAUAUGAACACACAACAAAUCACUAUUCUGGCCAUUUGAAGGGAGAACUAAAAUGGACACAGAUAGACUCUUGAGUUUGUCAUCACAUCAAAUAUUUUGAGAGUUUGAAUCCUGAAUGGGUUAUAUACUGUAUUCUAACCAAUUGAUAAAUACAUUUUCCGAUAUGCCCUCCCCCACCACAAUACUCCCACAAACAAUUCAUACCUUUUCUAACAAUCAUAGUUUCCCCCUAAAAAACACACUUCCUCCAGCCCCAGCUUUGCCACCCUGAUACCAUUUGACAGGAUGUUCUCUGUGUUUUCUUACUUUAUGUAUGAAUCUGUUGCAUUUCAUGUUCAUUUUACAACUGUAUGUUUACCCCAUUUUUAAUAAAACCAGGGGAAAACAACAAAUCAAUAUCCGCUUUCAUCAAAGUGCAUAAUAUCAGAUGUUUUGAAUAUAUUUCACAUAUAACAUUUUAAUAUAUUAAGACUAAGGUCAGGAAAGUAGGUGUGUUAUGUUUUAAGGAUGGUGUGGGGCUGGUGGUUGCUAUGCAACCCCCCCUCCCAGAGAGGACGUUGAAGUUGAAAUGCUGAAGGUUAAUUCAUAGCCCAACAAGCAGUUUGAUAAAUGUUUAAAUUGAAUCACCUUUUGUUUAUAGAUAUUUCAUAGCAAAAUGCAAAUAAAAGUACUAAAACACAA
Esox lucius (northern pike) is the source of this 2189-nucleotide messenger RNA. RefSeq names its product peripherin 2a (retinal degeneration, slow) (gene prph2a). The record is from RefSeq and is a predicted model, not a curated record. Gene Ontology annotation, biological process: visual perception. The transcript has 4 exons. Gene Ontology annotation, cellular component: membrane. Bases 375 to 1409 code for a protein of 344 amino acids. Lineage: Eukaryota; Metazoa; Chordata; Actinopteri; Esociformes; Esocidae.